This is a messenger RNA of Stereum hirsutum FP-91666 SS1, 504 nucleotides long. Its product is annotated as DDE-domain-containing protein. NCBI's taxonomy places the organism in Eukaryota, Fungi, Basidiomycota, Agaricomycetes, Russulales, Stereaceae. Gene Ontology annotation, cellular component: nucleus. Gene Ontology annotation, molecular function: DNA binding. The coding region runs from base 1 to 504 and encodes 167 amino acids. The record is from RefSeq and is a predicted model, not a curated record. The transcript is spliced from 2 exons.
AUGCAGGUGCCGGAGAAUGAGAGAUUGCGGGCUGGUGGAUGGGUUCAGUCGUUCUGCAAAGCGUGGAAUUUGAAGGAGCAUCGCCGGCAUGGAGAGGCUGGAUCGGUCGAUCUGGAAGCUGUUGAACGCGAACAUGCUCGCAUCUCUGUUCUACUCAAGGAGUAUGAUGGAAAGGAUAUUUUGAACUUUGAUGAGACCGCUUUCUUCCCGUUUGCACCUCCGGGUCGUGGCCUGUCCACGGAGCAGAUGAGCGGCAAGAAAAAGGACAAAUUCCGCAUCACUCUUGGAUUUCUCUGCAAUGCAACUGGGACCGAAAAAUUUCCCAUCUUCUUUAUCGGUCGGUUCAAGAGUCCUCGAUGCUUCAAACACCGAGAUCCUGAAUCCCUCGGCUUCUAUUACUGGAACAAUAAAAAGGCAUGGAUGAAUGCAGAGUUAUUCGAGGAGUGGGUUACAUUCUUUGCUUCCUCUCAUUCCCCUGGAAUUAUUCUCACUUGUCACUUUUAG